Messenger RNA from Cyclospora cayetanensis, 1086 nucleotides. RefSeq lists its product as uncharacterized. NCBI's taxonomy places the organism in Eukaryota, Apicomplexa, Conoidasida, Eucoccidiorida, Eimeriidae. The transcript is spliced from 2 exons. The record is from RefSeq and is a predicted model, not a curated record. Bases 19 to 1086 code for a protein of 355 amino acids.
CGAGCUCAGAUCUUUGCGAUGUUCUUAUAUGAUAUAUCUUCUGUCACAAGGAAAGCCUGGGCCACUUUAUGGCUGCCGCAGGCACGGCAAGCGCUCGAGGCCGUUGAAGAAAAGCGGGGUCACAUUGUUGAUAUCAGGGAAGCAGAGCGACUCGCUCUACAGGAAAAAGCGAGAACGUAUAAAAGGCUUAUUCAAACAUCUGAAGACCUCUUGGGUGAAAUAGUGCAACAGUACCUGCCACUGCAAAAGAAGAAUUUUUUCAAAUACUUCUUGAACCAUGUGAGUGCCGCCAUCGACUUCUCCCUCAUCUACUCUCUCAAGCUGCUCCCACGGCCAGUUUCCCCAGUUGGCCCUCUGGCGCAUUUAGCAGCGGAAGAAGGAAAACUCGAAACAUCGGAAUUCGAUGAUUCACUGCAUAUUCUUAUGCCUGACGGGGAGCUAUAUGAAAACUGGAGAAAACUCGAAACGCAACCCCAGAGACCUCUAAACCUGCGGGCAACAACAACUUUAGGAAAACUGGCCGCGACAACAGUCGUUUCAACAACACUCGCUGCUGCAACAUGUUUCAGAAUUGCGGCAAUUUCUAACGCAGAAGGCUCGGUUCAGAAUUCUUUCUCAGACGAGCGGAACGGGCAAGCGCAGGAAGGAGGGUGCGCAAGAGCAGCUGGUUGCUUUUCUUAUAGACGAUGGACGAAGCUAAAAUUCUUACUCUUUGUUUGUGAAAAAGAGGAAGUCGUAUGCAGUAAUAAGGGGCAGGCGGCCCUUCGAAACCGCGAGGAAUACCAUUCCUGUUUGGAAGGAUUAGGUGGCGUUGGCGCUUUUGUUGUUGUUGCCCAUGCUUCCGCUGCUGGCGUUUUGCAUAAGGGAGUGCUUGGCUGUUGCUCUUUACAGGAUAUAUCGGCAAGGCUCACAAGUUGGAAGGGUUGGGUGCCAGGUUUUCCUACUGACAAACAAUAUAAAGUUUACGAAUCCUCUCCUGUAAGAAUUGCCGCCUCGCCAGGUUGUCAUUCUUCCAUCCCAGUGUUUCUUUUUCUGGCCCACUCCUGCUUAAUGUGGCUCUCCGUAUUUGUGCCAUGUUCCGAUUGA